Molecule: messenger RNA, 6043 nt
Organism: Hippocampus comes (tiger tail seahorse)
Lineage: Eukaryota; Metazoa; Chordata; Actinopteri; Syngnathiformes; Syngnathidae
Gene: arel1
Product: apoptosis resistant E3 ubiquitin protein ligase 1
Exons: 23
Coding region: 350-3517 (1055 amino acids)
Biological process (GO): negative regulation of apoptotic process; protein polyubiquitination; ubiquitin-dependent protein catabolic process
Cellular component (GO): cytosol; cytoplasm
Molecular function (GO): ubiquitin protein ligase activity
Source: RefSeq, a predicted model, not a curated record
CCAGAAGGAGAAAAAUAUCACUUAAUAAGGUCGAAUUUAUGCACCCUUCUGGUCAAAGUCAACAAAAGCCAGAUUAUACAAUGUGUGGCGCAUUUUUGCUCCCUAAUGUACUUGGAAAAUGGUGAGGAUGAAAAUUGCAAAAGUGAAACCUGUUCACCAUCAACCAAAGCAAAUCUUCAAGUGUGUUGGACACAGAGUUGUGACAUGAAAUGAAACGAAAGCCAAAUAUGAAGCUAACUAACACUGUUGCUGAACACCAAUCGAGGAGCAAUUGGUUGUGUUGAAUGGUUGUACAUGUCUACCAAGUCACUGACAAGAAGAAGAGGUGGUGACCAGAAAAGCUAACAACAUGGCUUCUUCCAUUUCUUCUUUGUAUAUUUCCAGAGGUUUUGAUACCCUGUGGCAACAUGCUGCCUCUCACAGGAAAUUAGAUAGUCAGGGGCACUAUGGUCUGAUGGACCGCCGCUUCUUCCUGACCUUUCUCAUCUGCUCCGCACUGUGGAUCUUCUUCUGGGAAGUGCGCUGGAAGAAAGGCAAAGACGGUCAGAUUGAGGAAUGGCUACGAGGACACAGUCUUUCUCAAUACAAGCAUUUAUUUGAAGAUGUGCAGACACUGGAGGAGCUGAGUCUGAGUGUACUGAGUCGCUUGGAAGAGGUGGUGAAGGAACAACAGAGCUGGAGGGAAAUCGCUGAGGCUCAUAUUCGGCUGCUCCGAGACUUUGCCUUCCAAGAGUGGCUUUGUUCUCAGAACCUUGGACACUUUUACAAAACGCUAAAGACUUUGGGUUAUAUGAAUCUGGAUGACCUGUCACAGUUUGACAGUCAGCUGCACCUCUCCUUAGCUGCCUGGGGGUACUAUUACGAAGACUACAUCAAGUUGUCGACAGGCAUCAAGAUCCUCCAGACCUCACGGAGGAGUCGGGACCAGGACUACGAGAUCCAGCUCGUGCACAGUCUUGCUGAAAGGCGUCUGAAUGAGAAGUGGUCAAUCGCGGGGGCACUCCUAUUUGGCUGUACUGUGGCGCUGUGCUUCUUGAUAAGGGACCUCAUGUUUUACGUGAUUGGUGGAAUUACUGUUUCCAUCAUUGCAUUUGUCUUCACCAUCAAGUUCCUGUGUGAGCUUGCAGCCAGGGUUGUCAGCUUCCUGCAGCAUGAGGAUCCAGGCCGCCGUGGCGACCGCAGCAUCUACGAUUAUGUGCGGGGCAACUAUUUGGAUCCACGCUCCUGCAAGGUGUCCUGGGAUUGGAAGGAGCCACAAGAAGUGGGGCAGACGAUGAGCUUCAGAGUCCAACUCUUCUAUAAGAACGGCCAGCCUUUCCCAGCCCAUCGGCCAGUGGGGUUGAGAGUCAACAUCACCCACAUUGAAUUGGCUCUAGAUAUCCCUGUUACACAGGAAGUCUUACAAGAACCGGAGUCAAACGUGGUUAAAGUAACUUUUACCGUGCGCAAGGCUGGCCGCUACGAGGUCGCUGUCAAGCUUGGUGGCCUCAACGUGGCCUACAGCCCUUACUAUAAAAUCUUCCAGCCAGGUACAGUCGUUCCAUCCAAGACUAAGAUAGCCUACCAUUUCUCGACGCUGGUGUUAACACACAGCCAGCAGCACACUCUGCAGAUUGAGCCUCGAGAUGAAUAUGGAAACCCUACCAGUAACUCCACAUCACUCACAGAUGAGGCCAACUACAGCAUCCACGUGCACUCUCUGGGCACAGUGGAUGAUGACAGCACGGAGGGCUACUACAGUAAGACGGUCUCCCUCAACAAGCAGCAGUGUCAGGUUCUGAUGAAACUGACCCUGUGGAAGACCGGCUGCUUCAGGGCCCGCAUUGCCUACCUGGAUCAGCCACUCAGCAAUGGGGAAUUUGACAUUAUUGUUCUCAAUGAGAAUGAGAAGGCCUACGUGGAGAAGAAUGUGUCCACGCCGGGCAACAGCAUCUACUUUGAGGCGUACCUCUACAGCAACGGGAACUACAGCAGCUCCCCGUGGCAACUACCUGCCUCGUCUUUGCUGGCACCGCAGAGGAGGCCGUCCAUGGGCGAGGAGGAGGACGAGCAUGACUCUCCUGUGGAGGGCCAAUCUGAGAAAGUCAAGAAACCAAAAAAGGUCUAUUGUUACAUAUCGCCAAAGCAACUAUCUGUGAAGGAGUUUUACCUGAAAAUUAUUCCGUGGCGCCUUUUCACCUUUCGAGUUUGUCCUGGAACAAAGUUUAGCUACCACGGUCCUGACCCUGUUCACAAAUACCUAACGCUCGUGGUCGAUGAUGGAAUACAGCCACCCGUGGAGCUCAGUUGCAAAGAAAGGAACAUCAUGGCCGCUACCUUCAUUCGCUUUCUCCACAAAAACAUAGGUGGCUCAGAAACAUUUCAGGACAAGGUGAACUUCUUUCAACGUGAACUCAGGCAUAUUCACUCCAAGCGACCUCGUACCAAGACCUGCCUAAAAAUCACCCGGCACUCCAUUCUCGAUUCAUCCCUAAAGGCAACGCGGAACUUCUCAGUGUCAGAUUGGAGUAAAAACUUUGAGGUGAUCUUUCAAGACGAGGAAGCUCUGGACUGGGGAGGCCCCCGCAGGGAAUGGUUUGAGUUGAUAUGCAAGACCCUCUUUGACACCUCCAACCAGUUAUUCACCCGCUUCAGUGAUAACAACCAGGGCCUGGUACACCCGAAUGCCGACCGACCGCCGCACUUGCGACUGAAAAUAUAUGAGUUCGCUGGCCGCGUGGUUGGGAAGUGCCUGUACGAGUCUGCGCUUGGCGGGGCCUACAAACAGCUGGUCCGAGCUCGCUUCACGCGCUCUUUCUUGGCCCAAAUCAUCGGUCUAAGGAUGAAUUACAAGUACUUUGAGACGGAUGACCAGGAGUUCUACAAGACCAAAGUGUGUUUCAUCUUGAACAAUGACGUGAGCGAAAUGGAUCUGGUGUUUGCCGAGGAGAAGUACAACAAGUCCGGCCAGCUGGAAAAGGUGGUGGAGUUGAUCUCAGGGGGAGCCCACAUUGCAGUUACCAAUGAAAACAAGAUGCAUUAUCUCAACCUGCUGGCCCAAUACAGGCUGGCCAGUCAGGUGAGAGAUGAGGUGGAACACUUUCUGAAAGGUUUGAAUGAAUUGGUUCCAGAAAACCUGCUUGCCAUAUUUGAUGAGAACGAGUUGGAGCUGCUGAUGUGUGGCACCGGCGACAUAAAUGUGCAGGACUUCAAGGCCCACGCUGUGAUCGUGGGUGGAUCGUGGCAUUUCCGGGAGAAGGUGAUGAAGUGGUUCUGGGCGGUGGUGUCAAGCUUCACCCAAGAGGAGCUGGCUCGCCUCCUGCAAUUCACCACCGGCUCCUCCCAGCUGCCCCCCGGAGGCUUCAAUACCCUGUGUCCCUCUUUCCAGAUCAUCGCUGCGCCGACACACAGCACCCUGCCCACCGCACACACCUGUUUCAACCAGCUGUGCCUGCCCACCUACGACUCGUACGAGGAGCUGCACAAGAUGCUGAAACUGGCCAUCAGCGAGGGCAGCGAGGGCUUCGGCAUGCUCUGACCCGACCCAGGAGGAACCAGCCACAAAUCUGCAUCUGAACAGAGAAUCCCCCAACCUACUUGUCAAGUCUUGUUGGGAUGGGAAGGUGUCACUAGAAGCCUUGCCAACGACUGCGCUGGAAUCCCAUGAACUGGUGUAUGUAUAUAAAAACAUAUUUCUUUUUCAAGAGGAACCCACAAACUGUCGAAAAAGGGGCUGAGGUUUAAGCUUCUUUUGCUCUUAAUGCUGAGGUUAGCUGAUUUUUUUUUCUAUGUGUGAAUGUUAAUGACAUUAGAGCAAAGGCCUUGAGUAUUAUUGUACAAGCUGAGGAACACUAAAGUUGAGGCAGCAGCUUACACGUGAUGUGGGUGGGAUCUGCAUCACGAGCACUUUGGCCUUAAACCAUCAGGGACUGCCGUGUGUUUGUAAAUAUAGACCGUCGCUUUUAUUUCCUUGUACAUAUGAGUGUGCACACAAGAUGGGCCACACCGAGUAGAAACAAAAAUAAAUCAAGGUUUGCAAAAUGAGCCGAAAAGUAGGAGUUCAAAAAUAAACCCAUAACAAUUCAAGAAUGAGGUUGAAUUUUUAUGAGAUACUUGAAAGGAUAAAUGUGACCAGCGAUGAGUGUUUUUUUCCCAAAUUAACACGAUAGCUUGUCCAGAUGUAGGAAUUUUUUAGAUUAAAUAAACAUGUUGCAAUGGAUCUAACUUAUUUAACAAUAACACAACUUUUUUUUUUUUAAUGAAGUCUGUUUUUUUUUUUUUUCUUUUUGUCAAACAUUUCAACUUCAAUCUUGAACACACAACCCCGAAUCUAAUUUUAUUCUCAUGAUUUGGAAAUUAUUUUCCGAUUGUUGUGAUAUUGUCAUUUUUCUUAACUUUGAAGUUGAUUCUUGAAAAAUGACUUUUAUUACUGUACUUUUAUUACUUUUUUCCCCCAUUCCCGUUCUAAUUUUAUUCUUGAAUAUUAUUCCUCUAAAAGGGUACAUUUUCCAACCUUAUAACUUAAUUUAAAAAAAUCAAAAUCAACAUUACGCCUUUAGUCAAAAAAACAACUUUAUUCUUGGAGCAUUGCGGCUUUUUUGGCCUGUAACAUGGCAACUUUUCUGGCUUUAUUCUCGAAAUACAACUUUUUCUCCUCAUAUUGAUAACUUUAUUCCCCCAAUAAAAUGAAUUUAUUCUUGGUCAUUCAUUUUUUUUCAAUGCACUAAAUGACUAAUUUUCUUUUUUUCCUUCUUUAAUAUUUUUUUUUAAGUUUUGUCCUGAUACUUUUUUCCAUUUGAGAUUUUGAAGAAGGGUUUUGAUUAAUUUCAAUGUGAUAAUAAUUUAUUGAGAGCUUUUUUUGUGGGUCAUAUUUAAAAGAAUCCACUCUAUGGUUUGUGUAUGUUUUUAGCUUGUUGUGUUUCGAGGAAAUAUUUAUGUUGAAUCCACCCUUCCGUCUUAGGAGUGGUAACGGGUUAUUGUAUUGAGUAUUUUUAAAGGCUGCCUUAUUCAUGCUUGGCCUCUGAUUGUAUCCAGAGAAGCGUACAACUGAGCGGCGCUCAACUACGACAGGGCUCACGAGCAUGUUUUUAUUAGUCACAGCCUCUUCUGGGUUUACCUCAGCACGUCCUAUCGGCCGCUUGUGCAUCCCGACACAGGUGUGCGGUGGCUUUGAGCAAACACGCACAAUUCAUAGUUGCCUCUUUUCCCCCAGCACACAACUCUCACGUAUGUUGUUGUUGAUCCGCCCCAUCGUAUAAUGCUGUUGAGUUAUUUAUUAGAAGAAUCUGCCCUAUCUUUAUAGCCAUUCUGUUGAGUUGAAAUGUAACCGCAGAUGUUAAGACAUAAAGUCAAACAUUAGGAUGUUCGCCGAUCCCUUCAAGGUUUUAUUGAAUGUAGUGUUUCAAGUUGAGCACCUAAAAGAUCUAACAUUGGAGCUUGCGGUGUGACAUGUAGUAAAGUGCGACACGCGAAGUAAAAUCGGACACGGUUUUGCUGCUGUUUUUUUUUUUUUUUUAUUUUAAAGGAAAGGGUUUGUUUUGGCUUGUGCCAUGUAGGCUUAUUAAAAGAAAGCAUCACACCUAACAGCAGUGCUAGCAUACCUGUAUUUAUUAAAGUGGCUCUGUUACCUAAACUUGUAAAGCCCCAUUGAACUGAAAUAAGAACAAAAUGGAGAUGUGCUUUCAUGACCACUGACCGCUCUUGUUUCCCAGCACAAAAACGUUCAUCUUGUCUUUUUUUUUUUUAAUUUAAAUACCAGGGUUUAGAUUUCUUUUGUUCAGAUACAUAUUUUUUUCUCUUAGCUUGCGGACGUUUCCAGCUGUCAUUCCAGCCUUCAUCAGAGCUCUCCACUGGACAAAAAAAAAAUUGUCUGAACAAAAGAAAUUUUUAAACCGGCUCAAGUUUCAAUAAUUUCUCUGUGAACUAUUAGCUGUGUAUAUUUCACCUAUGACAUUGAAGAUGAGGAGCUUUCUUACUUAUUUAUUUUUUAAUGUCAAGCCUCUGAUGAUGAAUGUUUGAGAUUUCCUGCAGUUGCUGUUAAUGGGAAUAAAAACAACAAAACAAU